UCUACGUUCACAGCUAUUGCAGUGAGUGGGGGGAAGGCUCUGCAAGUCGAAAACAUUGUUGGUGUCGUGUUUAUAAGAAUAUUCAACGUGUCUGCACAUAAAAGUCACUGUUACGGUAGAAAUCUGUCCGCGAUGAGGGUCCUCUUCGCAGCGCUCCUGACGGCGGCGGUGGCGGCGGCGGUCGUCGUGGCCGACGAGCACUUCCAGGACGAGCUCCCGCCGGGCGACGGCCGCGACCCCCGCCAGGUCGAGUUCAGCAUCUCCUUCGACGACGACGACGACGCGGAGUCCGGCCGCGGCUUCGGCGACUCCCCGGAGGCCGACGGUUUCUUCUCAGAGGGACGCCCCAGAGCGCGCCGCCCCGUCCGCCGCCCGCAUCGCUUCCGCCGCCCCCUCGCAGGGGGCGCGCGCCCAUUCCGGCCCCAGCGGGAGUCCGUCGCCGUUAACUCCCUCGAGGAUGACAUCGGCCCUGCGUUCGUGGGCAGUGGCGUGCCCGUCCGAGGUAAUGUGCACCGCGGCCGAGAAGAGGGGGUCAUGGGGUUCCUGGAGUCCUUCAGAAGGCUCAUCCGGAGAAUGAUCUAAGUCCUCACGCGACCCAUCCUUCCAGCAGCGCUGCCAGCGAGAGAGGCCUCCGGGCGGAGGUCCUCGCUCUCCGCGCACUCACACUGGCUGGCCGUUCCAUUCCUUGAGAGAAAAGAGUUCUCGGCCGAGACCAGGGCACGUUCCGCUGGCCAGGGCAUGUUCCGCUGGCCAGGGAACGUUCUCUGCAAGAACAGACGAGCCAUAAGUAGUCUCUUAGAAGUCUGCAUGUGACACCACUUGUUUUUAUGAAGUACCUGCACACCCAUGAACUUUUUGUAUUGUGAUAAGCACUUGAUAUAAAUAUAUAUAUAUAUAUAUAUAUAUAUAUAUAUAUAUAUAUAUAUAUAUGUAACACAUUUACAUCAUGCAUUAAUACAUUUCCACACUUUAUAUAUAGUGACCAAGAUGUGACAUUAAUAUCUGUUAUGGUAGCCCGGUGCUGGCCGCUGAGGCUGUGACAUUUGUUAAUAAAUGUAAUAGUUUGAUUAGUUCCAAAUUCAAUGUUUUUAAUCCUUUAAACUGAUAAUGAUAAAUGUUUGUAAAUCCUUACAUUGUUUUCUAAUCGACCGUUGCGACUAGUUUUAUUAUGAUAUUGCCAUUUUGUACAAAAAUCCAAAAUGUAGCAUAAGUCUGAUAUCUAGAAAUAAAGUUUACCUAACAGCUAGAAUAUA
Molecule: messenger RNA, 1253 nt
Organism: Penaeus chinensis
Lineage: Eukaryota; Metazoa; Arthropoda; Malacostraca; Decapoda; Penaeidae
Exons: 4
Coding region: 133-582 (149 amino acids)
Source: RefSeq, a predicted model, not a curated record